AUGUAUUAUUCGAUCUUGCCCCACGUGACGGGUGGUUAUUGCACUGUUUAAAGCCUCUGGCGGCGAUUCAAAUUUCUGCUGUCAGUUCUUCGUUGGCGAGGGCUAGAAUAUCCGAGUCGUGGCCAUCGGAACAGGAAACACGAGUGCAUCCUUGUUGCCUUUUUUUGGCGCGUGUAAUGGUUUCCAUGUUAUUUCUCUGAAUGAAGAAAUAAAACUAGUGGGAGAAGAGCUUUUUUCAUGAUGCAAGACCAACGGUAGGUUUAUCCGGCAACACAAUUAGAAGACGGAGAAAAAUGCUGCAUGCCGAGAUGAGAGCUGGGGACAUGGGAACGGAAGGGAAGGAAAGCCUCCUCCUAUUAUUACACCCCCGGAGGCGUCAGGAGAGCCACCCACACGCAUGCGCGCCCUGGCCGCGCCGCGCGGGGACAGGGGCUCCCCGGUUGACCGCCCCGGUAUUAAGCGCGGCCCCCGACCGGGCCCUGGGUCCCCGUACUGCAUCGCGAGGAGGAGGGAGCUCGAUCCCUUUGCACGCACGUAUACGUACGAGAUCUCUCACCAAAUGGACGCCCGCCGCCUGCUCCUCGUCUUCGGUCUGCUCGCCGCCGCGGCGCCGCUGGCCUCCGCGGGGGAUCUCAGCCUCGACUUCUACAAGUCCUCCUGCCCCGACGCCGAGAAGAUCGUCACCGCCACCAUCGAGAAGAAGAUCAAGGAGGAGCCCGGCACCGCCGCCGGCCUCCUCCGCCUCCUCUUCCACGACUGCUUCGCCAAUGGCUGUGACGCGUCCAUCCUGAUCGACCCGCUGUCGAACCAGAGCGCGGAGAAGGAAGCCGGGCCCAACAUCUCCGUCCGGGGCUUCGAGAUCAUCGACGAGAUCAAGAAGGAGCUCGAGUCCAAGUGCCCCAACACAGUCUCCUGCGCCGACAUCGUGGCGCUCAGCGCCCGGGACGCCGUCAAGCUGGCCGGCGGGCCAUCCUACGACCUCCCCACAGGCCGCCGCGACUCGCUCGUCUCCAACCGCGAGGAAGCCGACAACAACUUGCCCGGGCCCGACAUCCCGGUCCCGAAGCUCAUCAUGGACUUCGUCGACAAGGGCUUCACGGCCGAGGAAAUGGUCGCCCUCCUGGCCGGCGGCCACAGCAUCGGCCAGGUCCGGUGCAUCUUCAUCGAGCCCGACGCCACGCCCAUGGAGCCCGGCUACCACGCCGCCAUCAGCAAGCUCUGCGAUGGGCCCAACCGGGACACGGGGAUGGUGAAGAUGGACGAGACCACGCCCAACGUGGUGGACGGCGGCAGCUACUUCGAUCUUGUCCUGGCGAAAAAGAUGCCGCUCACCAUCGACAGGCUCCUGGGGCUGGACUCCAAGACGAUGCCGAUCAUCAAGGAGAUGUCGUCCAAGCCCGACCAGUUCGUGCCGCUCUUUGCAAAGUCCAUGGAGAAGCUCAGCGCGCUCAAGGUGAUCACGGGGAAAGACGGCGAGAUCAGGAAGACUUGUUCAGAGUUUAACAACCCCGUGGCAGCAGACAGCGGGGCGUCCGUGAUCCGGAUCAGCUCCGUGGACCCGGAGGACCUCGAGGGGCUGUCGGCUGGCGGGACCCACGUGUCGGAUGGCGUCUCGCAUGGGACACUGGAGCCCGAGAAAGGCGCGGGGAGCGGCGGCGCCGCCCCGGCCGGGAAGGGCGCCGGAGAGGGGAAGAAGCACCACAAGGGGAAAGGCCACCUCAAGCUCCGCGGCGGAGGCUAAGUACGUAGACGCCGUCUUGCACGUACGCACGGCGGGAUUUUGAUAAAAAAAAGAAAGCCGCGCCGCGCGCUCGAUCUACUGCUGCUACGGUACUAGCUGUCGUCCCCGUACGUCUCCUUCCGCUCCGGCCGCCGCCCCGCCAUGGGUCUCGAUCGAGUUGCAGUUUUGCUUUUUUUUUUUCCUUCUUCUUUCUCUCGCGCGUUCUUGUUUUGUUCGUAGAAGGGACGAGCGACGUACGUACAGUGGUAGGACUACGUACUACGGCUGAUUAAUUUUGGGAUUACUAGUAAUAGGUUUGAUUUUGCAGCUGAUUAUCGCCGUGUCGAAUUUUUAACAGCGACCGGUCAAAUUCGUCAUCGUGUUUGGUUCUACUGUUCUUUGGCUGCUCAAUUUAAUUGGGCGCCGAAUAAAAAUGUAUCAUUUUCGUUUACGUUUCUGAUCUAUGUACACAGAAUCAUAUAGUACAUCAUACAGUGUACUACUUCUUCUUGAUAGAUAAAUAUACAUCAUACGGUUUUUUUCU
Molecule: messenger RNA, 2264 nt
Organism: Brachypodium distachyon (stiff brome)
Lineage: Eukaryota; Viridiplantae; Streptophyta; Magnoliopsida; Poales; Poaceae
Product: peroxidase 44
Exons: 2
Coding region: 398-1741 (447 amino acids)
Biological process (GO): response to oxidative stress; hydrogen peroxide catabolic process
Molecular function (GO): heme binding; peroxidase activity
Source: RefSeq, a predicted model, not a curated record